Xyrichtys novacula (pearly razorfish) is the source of this 14235-nucleotide messenger RNA. The record is from the annotation of a GenBank genome assembly. NCBI's taxonomy places the organism in Eukaryota, Metazoa, Chordata, Actinopteri, Labriformes, Labridae.
CUUGUAAAUCAGAAGAAGAAGAAGGAGGAGGAAGAAGAAGCGGCAAAAACAAGUGAAAGAAAGAGAACAGUCUUGUGUGUAAAGCUUCGUUUUCAUUCAGACUCUGGAGAAAUCCCGACCUCUAACCUGCUUUGGUCAUCACAGAGGUGAAGGUAAGCGAGUGUGUGUGUGUGUGUGUGUGUGUGUGUGUGUGUGUGUGUGUGUGUGUGUGUGUGUGUGUGUGUGUGUGUGUGUGUGUGUUUCGCCUGCUGUAAACUCAGUUGAAAAUACGAAAACUACCGCAAACCCAGUGGAAAAUGUGCAAUGAUACUUAACAUCCGCAGCUUUACAGAUAAUUACGGUAACUUGUUAGUUUUUUAUUAUUGUCUUCAAGGGACUUUUAAAGUGUUAUGUUUGUUGGAAAAAAAAUGAUUAUAAUUAUAAUUGUAUUUUUAUAGCACUUUUAAAAACAGAAGUUUACAAAGUGCUUUGACAAACAGUCAUAAAGCACAAAUAAAUGAAAAUAAAAAAACAGAAGCUCAGCUAAAAACCUCUGAACUGAAGGACAAUUUAAUUUGUUAUAAGGAACCCAGACAGUACAAGAACCGUACAAUGUAAAAUGAGACCAUGAGGACCAAAAUAAAAACAUAAAAUAGGCAAGAAGAAGAAAUGUAAUAAAAAAGGGGUUAGAAAGCAGAAAACAGGACAGGAAAUAUAAAAAAAGAUUAUAUAAAUAAUUAUAAUAAAAUCAUAUCAAAAUACUUAAGAUGGUUAUAGUAAUGAUAAAAUGGAAUAACAAAAAUGAGCAGGAAAAAACAAUAAAAUCAAUUAAAGGCCUAAAAGGUUAAAUAAGAAAGAUUAUAAAUAAAACAAAGGCUAAAAGGACAGAAAGUCGAUAAAUGAAUAAAUAGAUUAAAAAGUCAUUUACUGUCCUGGACAUCUUUUAUUUCUCUAACCGAACAUCAGCUCAGCUUUUAUCACUAGUCCUCAGAUUAAAACAUGUAACAUCAUUCAUGAACUGACAGCGCCACCUACUGGCUUAAUGAAAUACUACCUGAUCAUCACCUGAAGGUCUGUCAUUCUGAACUCUAGCGGACUCGUUUGAUCCAGAACCGUUCCCAAGAUCCUGUGUUAAAGCUGGACCUUGUUCAUAAAGUGUUCAGAAGCCCCUGUGUUUUAAAGUCUGAAAAAUAUUAAAAUAUGGAUGAUAUAAAAUAUAAUCUCUUGUUUUUAGGCUGAAUGAAUGAAUGAAUGAUUGUUCACCCGCUGUGUUUAUGAUGAAGUGUGUACAGGAGUUUGACCCUGGUGUGCACCCGCCCGUCCGUCUGUCACAGAGCGUUUUGGCGCACAGUGAAAGUGUAAUUGUUAUUUUGCUCGUAACGGUUUGGUUUCACACCUAGAUCUCACACUCUGUGUAAAUAGCAGGUGAAAUCGCGCUCAAGUGGGCGCCUGUGGAUGUAGUGGUCGCACUCAAAGGCGCCUCAGACCAACCAAAACCUGGUCUCAAGGUUAGGAGGUACUCUGCUGAUCUUUAGAAAACAUCAGUAUCGGUAGGUCAACUUUUUUAAAGAUCGGUGAUCAGUGAUAGGCAAGAAAAUGUUGAUUUUGUGAUAAUAAGAUAGUAAUGAUUCAUGUUAAACUGAGAGGUUAACCUCAAGACCCUCCAAAAAACAAACCUUUUUAGUUGUUUUUUUUAUUAAUCAAUUAUUUAUUUUAAUUAGACCCAGAAUCCUCAGCCUACAGAUCAGUGUCCUGUAAAUACUGUAGAUGACUUUAUUAAAUCAGACUUUAUUCCAUUUGAUCCCAGCAGCAGCAAUAAUCAGGCUGAGCGGAGGCGGAGGAUCCUGACGUUUAUCGUUUCACUUCCAUUAUGACAGCAGACAGCUCGGGGUGAACGGCGACACUCUGUGACGCCAAAGGCAGAUUGUUUUAUAAUGAGACCGCUCACUUCCUCAUUGCACAAUAACUGACAUUGAUAAUAAUGUGGAGAUCUUCCCCUAACUGCAGCAGGAAACAAACACUCUAACAAACGUCAGAAUGUCCACAUUUACACAAUAACCAGUUUCCACAGAGGAAUCAUCAGUCUGGAUCCAAACGCUCACUGUGAAUUUCAGUCUUUUAAUCAACGCCCAAAAACUCCUUAUUGUAGCUUUAAAAGUCUGACUUUGAGUGUGGCCUCAAAGGUUUUUUUUUUUAUAAGGUUCUUUAUUAAAGGGAUAUUCCGGCGUAAAAUUAAUUUAGAGUCAAACACACAAUAACACCGAGUUAGACACCCCCUGUGUGGUGUUACAGUGUGUUUGACUCUAAAUUAAUUUUACGCCGGAAUAUCCCUUUAAUAAAGAAAGGGAUCCAGUUGUUAAUUAGUAAAGGUCUGAAUGAAGGAUAUCUAAAUCCUGAAAAACUGGCUCUCCCUCCUUCUCUGUUACUGAGAACUCUUUGUUUGUCACUCUUGGUUUUGUGGUUCCUUGUUUUUUCUUUCGCUUUCACACGUGGUUUACUUUAUUUUCGACCGUUUCUCUUCCUGCAGGACGUGUCUUUUUUGCACACUGAGCUGUCUCUUUGUAAACAACUCUGUUUCUUUCUGUUUUUGUAAUAAAUGCUGUAUUUAGAUGAACACCUGAUAAUCUAAUAACAGAGUAUGAACUUUUCUCUCUGCAGCGUCUGGUUUAGUUUGUGGUUUUUCUUGUGUAUUUCAGAAGCAGCUGUUCGGCUUCUGUGGAACUGACGGGUUUGAGGAAAUGCUUGAAUAGCUGCACACUACGGCCCGCCGAAAUGUCCAUGAUGCUGACUCUGGAUGUGAAGGUUAAUUUUGAGGUUUUUCUUCCUUUCUCAGACACAGACGAUUCUCCUCUCUGUCUUUCAGUGUGUCCUGGUCUCUUACGGGGUCUUUCUUCACACUCAGACACAACAAACACGAGCUCCACCUGACACCACUGUCUCCACCUUAAUAAACUCGGUUUAAAUUCACUGUACUGUGUGGUCGUUAUUCAGAGUCUCACUGGGUUGCUGUGAUAUCAGAGAGGGGGAUUGUGGGUAUUCAUGUGGGUGCAGUAAAAUCACUUCUCCACUAGGUGUCCAUGAACCACAAUUUUCCUUUUUUUCUGUUGGAGUAAAAACAUAAAAUCCUCCAGUUUGUGAUAUUUAAGAAGGACGUACAUUUAUGAUUAAAGACUGGAGGGUUAAAGCGGACGGGUAAGAUGAGGAAGACUCUGAAACGGAGGGUCUUCAGGUUUUCACUUUGAAUCAUUUACGGAUCCAGCAGAGCGGUUUUCGAUCUUUAUUUUACCUGAAGUUUCUGUCUCGUCCUUUUUGUGGUAAUCCGCAUUAGCAGGUCAGUCCUUCAGCUUUUGCGACUAUUUAAACAUUAUUCAGGGUUCUUGUUGUUUUAACAAUUGUGUCAUUUAUUUUCUGCCUUUCUUGAAAAUUGAGUUUUAUUUAUUAUUUGUAUUAUUAUGGUAGAUCUUGGCCUCUAUUGCUCUGGUGCUCAAGGCCUGUUCUUGUGCCACCAUGAUGAGUGCCUCUGUGCCGUCCUUCAGUCCAGCCCUCUCCAGCCAUAUAUAUAUAUAUAUAUAUAUAUAUAUAUAUGUAUGUAUACAUGAAAUAUUUAUUGAGUAUUUCAAUUAUCUUUAUUAAAUUUCCCUGCGGGGAUCAAUAAAGUCAUUCUUAUUCAAUAUUAGUAACCAAUUAUUACAUAAGCUAGCCCAACAAAAUACUGAAGCAACAUGCAGAAUGACUUUAUCUUGUUGUCAACAGUAAAAUUAUGGACGAGUUCAGCUGAACAAAUGAAGUGUUCUGAGCAUGUGCAGAACCUCUUUCAUAAACAUCAGUCACUUCAGGUCAUCAUCAAACUUAUGACAACAUAAUAAUAAUAAUCACAUUUUAAUGACCAUACUGUUGUUUCACAUUCAUUUUGACUGUUAAUUUCAACUUAACUUUUUUAUUUAUUUAUUUUUUAUUUGUUUAUUUUUUUAUUAAUUUUAACUUUUUUUUAAAAGGUGAUUUUACUUCAAAGAUAAAAUCAUUUUCACAGUUUUUUUGCUCUUUGCAUUAAAGAGAACUAGAUUUGUCUUUUUUAAUAAAAAACACUCAGAUGUGAAAACGCCGUGAACACCUGCAGACGUGCACACACACAAGCUCUGCUAGUAGAUCACGUGAUUUUCUGUAAGUCAGGGAUCUUCAGUGUCUGCAGAACCGACCCUGCAGGUUCAGGACCGCAGCUCUGGGACCGGGUCUCCCCUCAGGUCGUGUUUUUGCUGCAGGUCUGAAGUUUCUGUUGGAUUUAAAUGACUUAAAUCAGCACUAAUGCAGACCUGAUCCAGGACUAUCACAGAGGACCAGGAUCUCAGACAUGCGGACCUGAGUCUGCGGACACGGGUCUGCAGACCUGUGAGACCGAAACCGAAAGCAACUCGUGAACUCCUGAGUCAAUAACUGAUAUCGAUGAAAGUGUGUCAACGUGCGCGAGCCGUGUUCUGUAACUCCUCCUCCCUGAUUGGCGGAGAGCAGCGCGAGGGUUAAAAUGUUCGAUUAUCAGGAGGGUGAUCGAACCGCAGGCCCCGCCCCCUCCCUCCUCCCCACGGUCACAACUUGAACUGAAAGUAAAAAAUAUUAGAGUUGAAGAGGAACCUCAGCUGAGCGGACCAGGGCCAAGACCCGGACCAGGACUGACUGUGACAGGAGGAUUCUGGUGAGUGAAUGAAGGGCUCAGUCAUUAAUUAGUCAUUCAUUCAUUCAUUCAUCAAUUAUUAACUAUCACGGAGGUUUCUGUGCGACUUUAAAACAGACAAACGGGUCUCACUCAACAGGUAGAAAACAAAUCCAACUUUUAUGUGAAGUUUUAACACAAGUAAUGAAUUAAAGGGUAGACCCGUUUUUAACGUGUUUAACCCUGAACUGAAGAGUAUAAUUGUGUCAUGUUUGUACAUACAGAACAAAGUUAAUUCCCUGUUUGUGUGACAUAGCUAAGUUUCAAGAUUUAACAUGAGUUUAUUUGUCAUGUUGAGGUUCAACAAGGUCAACACUGCUGUGAAAUGUCCUGGAUGAGAGGACCAGUAAAGACACACAAGUACUGAGAGGAAUACCAUAAAAUAAGGAUGCAAGAAAAGAAUAUUAAAGAGGAUUAAAGUAUAAGAGAAAUAUUUACAAAAUGCAAGUAAAAAAGAGAUAUAUACAAAGUGAACAAAUGAUGCAGUAGGUGAUGAGUGUGAAUGUAUGAAAUGGAAGAUAAGUCGGUGAAUAAAUGAGGUAUGAAAAUUGCCAUACUGCAUAUGAUAAAUAGCUGAUUCUGAUUCUAGUUUUCCUUUUAAAUAUUAGAUUUUUCUCCUUUUUGCUUCGUUUCCUUCACAUCACAAUCUUUGUAUUUAAUUAUUUUUCAAUAAGGUCAAAUUUCUGAGUUAAUUUUCUGCCCUGUCCUGCUCCUUUAGCUCUGCGAUGUCGGAGAGUGAAAUCGACCCCGUUGUACCACAAUGGAUGUGCAGCCCUGAAGAAUAGAAGCCUUUAUUUUCCAGGUAUGUGUGCUCGGACUGGAGGUUUCACUCUGAAUGUAGGCCACAGAAAAAAAAUAUGAAAACAGGACGACAAACCUGAAAACUUCCCAAGAGGGAAACAGGUGUUAAUAAAAACAAGAAAGUAAAAGUUUAAAGUUUAUCGGGACACGAAGAGCGGACCUUUGUCUUCAUGAAAGUGAAGCCUGGUUGUCCUGAAUAAAACAGGGUUAAAGCUUCUGUGAGGACUUCUCCAACAUCAGACUGAAAGUCCAGCUGAUGCUUCUUUAUGUAACCCAGAAGUGACAUGAUUUAUGGCUUUUAUAUUGAUGAUGGGAGUGAUCAUUUCCUUCACGGGGCGCUUUAAGACAUCAGAUUUAACAUUUAAUAAGGAUCCCAGUGAUGUGAUACUUACGCACUGAAUAGGAGAUUUUACCAACAUGGUGAAAUACUUAAGUCAAAUAGAUGAAGCCAAAGAAAUGUCAUUAUUUUGACCUUUAGCGGUGAAAUUGAUCAUUUAAUGAGAAUAUUUGUAGUGAUAAAUGUAAAAUCAGCUGUUUGUUUGUGUCGAUAUUUCAUGAAAAGGCAUAAAUAUAAAUGUUUAAGUCACAGAUGUCAGAAAACUCCUGACAGGAUUUUUAACUAAAACAUAGAAAGUCUGCCAAGGCCUCUUUAUUCCUCUUUGUUUGUCAGUGUGAAACUUUACUUUUUUUUUUUUACAAACACUUUGCAUUGGAGAGUAUCUUUAUCAACCACAUCUGUCUUUACCCAGAACUUCUGCAUUUUCAGAAACAACAGUUAUACGCUGUUGUACACGCACACUCACAUUUUUUUCAUAAUCAACACAGAGAUAAAAUCCAGAUUUUUCUCUUUUUCUUCCUCUUCUGUGCAGCGUGAAUGAGAAAGUGAAAGGAUUCCUCUUACAGUUCAAACAUCCGCUCUUCCCAGUAAUACACUUUUAGAGUCAGUCACGUGACCUUUUAUUCUCUUUUACAGAAACACACACACACACACACAGAGAAAACACACUUGAUAAGAUAUCACAACACUGCACUUAAGCCAUAAAGCAGUGACUGACAAAUAUUCAAAAGGAAAGGUUAAAUCUGUGCCCUCAUAGAGACAGAAACUGAUGUGAUUUUAUUGAUAUUACGCUUUAAUCGAUCAGCUGUAAUCCAUAAUUCGUGUAUUUAUUGAACAAUGAUGCCCUUUUGGUUGAAAACGAGUAGGCUUGCACAAAUCUGCAGUGAGACCUCAUUUUUGAAACAACGACUAUUUUGGCUUAAAGUCAUUUUUGGAUGAGUUCAACCAACGGUGGUGGUAGUACUGUUAUUAUUAUUAUCAUUAUUAUUAUUAAUAUUUAUUAUUAAUAAUAAUAAUUAAUUAAUAAUUAUUUUACCAUUAUUUAUUCAUUGUUAUUAUUAUUUUAAAAAAAUAUUUCUUUUUUUUACCAUUGUCAUAACUAUUAUUAUAAUUGUGGUUGACAUUUAUUCUAAUUAUUUUUAUUAUUAUUAUUAUUAUCAUUGUUAUAAUUAUCAUUAUUGUUGUUGUUGUUGAUAUUUAUUAUAAUUAUUUUCAUUACUAUUUAUUUAUUUUAUUUUUAUUAUUAUUAUUAUUAUUAUUAUUAUUAUUAUUAUUAGUAGUAGUAGUAGUAGUAGUAGUAGUAGAAGUAGUAGUAGUAGUAGUAGUAGUAGAAUUGUUAAAUUUUUGUCAGGCCCAGAUAAUCACGCAGGUUUCCCUCAUUUAGGAUGACAUGGAGGUCAUGGUAAACAGUUGUCAAACAGGCUUACAUAUUUAUAGAUACAGUUGAUAAACAGAUAUUAAUAUUUAACAUAAAAGAGGAAUAAAAAGCAAAAUGUGAAAUCUGUCAUUCUAACAGACAAGAUUAUCAAAUGCCUCUGUGCUGCCCCCCAGUGGCCAGAAAAGUUUUUUGUAAAUAGAAUAAUAAUCGCUGCAGAUAAGUGGAAAUUCUGAUUUUGUGUUUUUUAGCUGAUGAAAAGUCCCUCAGAUGUCCGAGCAGACCCAGCCGCUACAUCCCCAAACAUGGACUCUGGAAAAGGACUGAGCUGCUGCUGCUGAUUUCCUAAAGGUGCUCAGAGAUGGAGAACCUGUGGGUGAAAAGUGGAGGACAUGGUGCAACAGGCAGACAUGAAAAAGACUCGUUUUUGUAGGAUGGUAAAAGACAAUCCUAUUCAAUCAGAAGUUCAGAGCCAGGAAGCAAACCAAGAAGCUGAGAGCCAAAAUCAAGGACCAGAAAGACCUGCAGGAUCUGAACAAGGACAGAGUCCAGAGAAGAAUAAACCAGACCGCCUAGAGCUGAGAGAGCAGCAGUUUGAUUUACUGCGCUGGAACAAACUCUACUUGGGCGAAGAACCCGACAUCUGGCGCCAGGUAAAGAAAUCAAAGUUUACUCAGGGUGACUCACAGUCUGGAUUUAACAGAUGGUAAUAAAAACAUCAAACAGCAGGUUUUACAAUGAGCUCUGGAAUUAAAACCAAACAUGUGAGAGAACAGACUCAUUGACUAAAACCAGUUAAACAGCAUCUUACAAAACCAACCAUCAUCUAUGUGGAGUGAAUGAGUGGAAAUGAUAAUAACCUCAUUUAAAGGUGGAGUAGUCAGGAUCUGAGGAAGUUGUAGUUUUUACGAGAAAUCUUGAAUGUAAACUCUACCCCUCCCAACCAGUUUUCCCCUAAGCUCCUUCUCCAUCAAGCCCCGCCCACAAACAGGCGCUCCUGCUCGCUCAUAUCGUUCCAAUUAAAUUCAGAUAUAAUGCAGAUAAAUACUUCAGAUCAUUACAAAUGGGGCCCAGUCAAGGUGAAAGUCAAAAGCAUUGGUGCUACUGUAGAUGCCAACAGACUACCAGCAAACACAAUGUUUGCAGGACUUCUACAACCAGGAUAAAGUGACAUAGUCCAGGACCCGAGGGAGGACAGUUUAGCGAUGGCGCUACAACACGCUACAGCAGGUCCGUUUGACAAGAAGCACUUCUGUUACAGACACUUGUCUUACUUUGUUAAAGCGGUUUACCUGUCCAGCAGAAAGGUUACAGGGUCACCAAGAUCCCCAAGCGUCCCCCAUCGUUUAUGUUGACCCGGCUUUUUAGCUCUUGUCCGGUCUACCUCCGUUUUAAGCACCCGUUAUUCCUCCAGAGUCUCCGGUAUUUACUUUGUUUUCUUGCUUGUGUCGGCAGUCGUGGCCGAAGGAGGAUUCAGACAAUUUUCCGAACUUUCUGGUUGGUUUCUACUGUCUGAUAUUGUAACACGCUAACUUUGUUUGGGCUCCUGAAUGUUAUUCGAGGACGUGGAGCAUGCCUCAUAACCAAUCAGGUUAGAGGAGGUGGAGAACGACUUUGUUUACAGUCAGAAAGAGCGGACCGCUCAAAAAUGUUAAAACGUUGACUACACAGACAUAAGAGAACACAGAGAUAUCAUUAUAUAAUCAAAUGUCAUCAAUAACUAAUAACUAAUUGACUGAUAUUAAAAGCUUUUUUGUAUAUAAACCACAAAAAAAAGAUGCUUCUUUAACGGAUUCCUGCCUACCUCACCUUUAACUACAGCAAUAUUGAAGCUCUUCUUAGUAACUUUCAGUUUAUGUUGAUUCUGGCGCCCCCUGUGGACAAAGCAGUCUUUGCUAAUUUUGCCUUGUUUGUGUUUAGAUCUCUAAUGGCAAAAAAUCUCAUCCGGCUGACUUUUCAUGACCAAAUAUUACUGUACUGUAUAAUCUCUAAUCAAUACUUAAAAUGUUAUCAGAUUUUAUAGGUAGAAGAUGACAUUUUAUUGAUCAUCAAUCAUCCUAAAGGUAUAAAUUAAAUGUUGAGAAAAUGGAAAUAAGUUCCUGAAGCUGUUUCUCUUGAGCUGCAGCUGCCUGUUAAAUUAGAUCCAGGAAGCUUGUCGGAGAGUUUCUGAUUGAACGAUAAAUCUUUGUUCAGAAGCGGGCGAUAAAAACUGUAACUCAUAAACUCCCGGUGGUUCUUCAGACCUGAAAGUACCUGCAGGUCUCCUAUAUUCUGUCUUUGGAGAGGUUCGCAUUCAGACCUCUCUGCCUGAGAGCCCUCAGGAAGGCCUCAGGUGUUGUUGUAGACAGAGUGAUAAAAUGGUCCAGAAGGCUCUCUUUCAGGACACUGCUGGUCCUGGUCCUGGUCCCUGUCAAAACAAUAGAUUAUUUUAGUAAAAACAAGAUCUCCUCUGAAGACUUACAAGAUUUUUUCAGGGAGUUCAGAGACGGACAUCCUGCAGCCGAGCGCCCACGCUCUGUGUCGUCGUCUCCUGUAGUUUCCAGAUUGAUCAGGUGGAUGAAAAGUGGGGCGAUAGAGAGCGUGAAGGUUGACUUUUCAUUCGUCUGGUGUGACAUUAACAGCUGCCUCCAGAGUGAAACAGAAAGAGCUGUCAGGCAGAAAACCAGAUCAACACCGACAGGCCAAACCUGCAGCCUGUGAGGCAAAAUCCGGGGCAGAGUCCCAAACGGUGAACAUAGUUUAUACAGACCAAGAGGCAGAGGAAGAAGUUAGACAGAAGUUAAAUCAAAGUUAAGUUCAGAGUAAGUUUAUCACUUAUUCCAUAUCAGGUUCGACUCUUUUAUUCCUGUCUUUGGCUGAUUUUCUCCGUCUCCUCUCCAGCCGUUGUCAGACGCCGAUGCUGCGAGUCUGCCCACACACUUCCGUUCGUUCAGCAGCGUGGAAGAGUAUAAACUGGUAAAGUACACUUACCUGCAGCUUCAACACAGCGGAUACUACUGGGGAGCGAUGGCCAUGGAGAAGGCUCACAGUCUUCUCUCAAAGGCUCCUCCGGGCACCUUCCUCAUCCGGUAAAACUCUGAUUUUUCUGCAGCUUUGACCUUUAACCUCAGUGCUCUCCUUUUGCAGAUCACUCAUCUAACCUUAAUUGAACUUUUUGAAAGUUUUCACCAAGUCCUGGAUGUCUGUUCUUGGUUUAGUUGCUCCCUAAUAAUGUUAGAUAAGUUAUGGAUGACUGUCAAACAACUGCACUAUAACAUUAGCUUCAUUCAUUUGCGUUGGAUGUAUUGACGUCAUAGGUCCUUUAGGAAACAUCUUUAUGUUGCCGUGUCUCCUGAUGACCCAGGGCCACUCGAUGCCCCUUUUUAACUGCAUUUUAGACACUAAAUCCUGGAUGGCAGAGAACUUUUUACAGCUCAACCAGGACAGAACUUAGGUUUUAGUCAUCAGGACACGGGACAAGAGAGAGAAACUGGUCAGCAAACUCAAAGCAUUAUCCGAUAGUCCAGGAAAACCGGCUAAAAAUGUAGGUGUUAUUUGAUUCAGAGCUGAGUUUUGAACCACACAUACAAGGCAUUUUAUCACUUAAAAACAUAGCCCGAGUGUGACCGUUUCUCUCUCAAGUCAAUACAGAGACAUGAAUUCAUGCUUUUAUCACUUGAAGAAUAGUGCCCUCCUCUCUGGUCUCCCCAAAAAGAACAUUUCGCACCUGCAAUUACUCCAAAAUUCAGCUUCAGAGAGAGAGAUCACAUUACACCGAUUUUAAGGUCUCUGCAUUGGCUACUCGUCUCUUUUAGAAUCUAUUAUCUAUCUGAUCUGCUUUUACGUUCUGGGUCAGGUAGAGCCCUCAGGUCUUCAGGAAGUUCUCUGUUAACAUUACCUGAAGUUAAAACCAAGACAUAUGGGGAGACAUCUUUUUUUACUAUGGCCCCGUCUAUGGAACAGCUUACCUGAAGACCUGAGGACUGAAACUAAUCUUAAUGAUUAUAAAACCAAACUGAAAACAUUCCUUUUUAGUCUUGAUUUUAACUAAAUUUUAUAUCAUUAACUCUGUUUAAGUGUUUUUGCAUUUAUCUAUUCUAGUUUUAAUGACAGGAUCAUCUUUUAUUGAGCUAUUUUGGUGCUCUUAUUUUAGUAUCUUUUACUGUUUUUUUUUAUUUUGUUUUAUUUAUUAUUUCUUAAAUUUCCUUCUAUGUCACUGUUUUUAGAUUUUAAACCUCCAGUGUUUCCUCAGUGCACACAUUCCUGUUUAUAUGAAAUCAAGCCCUUUUUAAGUUAAUUCAUUUUAAUACUGUUUCUAUUGUGCUUAGAUCGCGGGGUGAGAAUGAGGGGUUGGGUUAGGGUAGAUUAGGGUUUUCUCUGUUUCUUUAAUGUUGUGACACCUGGUAUGACUGUGACUUUAACGUACUGUUCAUUAUGUUCAAUGGAGGCAUCAGAAACCAGACAGGACAGACACUGACUCGUUUUUUUGUUAUUGCAGAGACAGCGGCCAAUCGGAUGUUUUCUUCACUCUGAGUUACCAAAGCAGCGACGGGCCGACCAGCGUGCGGGUCCUGCUGAACAGUCUCCACUUCAGUCUGUACGGCAGCCACAGGACGUUCCCCUCUCUCUUUGCUCUGCUCACUUAUUACACCGGCUCGUCCUGUAAGCUCACGGCGCCCUAUCGUAAGCAGCGGCCGGAGCGCCUGAAGCAGAUGUGCAGGAGAGCUCUUUCCCGUGCAUUUGGAGCAGAAAAUAUGAGCGCCGUACCUGGACUCAGCAGUCAAGAUAAAGACUUUGUUCUUUCGUACCCUCACUGCAUUUAGGAGCCUGUGAGCAGACUUUAAAUGCAUCAACAUGUGGACUGAAAAAGUCACGUUUCUGUGGUUUUAAAAUGAUUUGCAUGAAUCAUGCAGAUUUAAGUUUGUUUUUUUUACAGAGUACAUAUGGUACAAGAUUAUCAUUAUUAUUUUAUUUUUAUUUUUAUAUCUUUUAUUGAUAGGAUAGGGUGAGCUAUGGGGGGAUAGGAAGAGAGGAGGACAUGCGGCACAUGGUCGGGGCCGGACUCAAAGCUGCGAUUACUGUGGGGACCGUGGUCCCCAUACAUGCGAGCUAACCUGCUCAGCCAUCUGCGCGCCCCCGAUCAUUUUGUAUUUUUAACACAUUAACUAUUUAUGUUUUAAGUACAUGUGUACAGCGGCUUGACCUUUACCCUCAUCAUCACGUCCGUCUGAUUCUCACAAAGGUAGUGUCUGCUGCUGUUUAGAGCUGCUAUAAUGACUAUUCAACCACUAGGGGGCAAUGAACAAAAUAAGAAAGAAGAAGUUAAAGCUGAAAUAUUAGCCACUGACCGGAGAACAAAAGGCCAGAGAUGGCCUGCCUCGUUUUAACACAAUCGUCUGUAUCUCUCAUAAGCAUUUCAAGCAGCUGUCGUUAACCUAGGAAAGGAUUCAGUUUUCAGAAAUCUUCAUGCAACACAUGGAGGAAUUUUUUGACUUUUGAGGGCAUAAGCUGUGUCCCAGUUCAGGAGACUGAAUACAUCACAGCGUCAAUGUGUCGAAGGCUUUCCUGUUUCAAACGGGCAAAACCCACAGGAUCCGGAACAGCUUUGCUCCGGCAUGGCAGGUGGAUCAAAUACACAAGCAUUGUAAUUGAUGUGUGUUAUUCCACAGAAUCCGUCUGCCGCCCGGCUCCGCUGCAGAUAAGCGCCGGCGGCCAGAUCAGAUACACAAGGCUUCUAUUUUUGCUGGACGCCGCAGCACGGCGCAUCAAUUCAGUGCAGCGCAACACGAGCAGCAGCAGAAGUUGUAUGUGGCGUCAGAGUAAAAUAUCCGGUUAGAUUUCAAAAUAAAAUAAAGUCAAAACGUUGAACUGUUCUUAGUUUGAUAAUAGGAGAGGACAGGGUUGGGAUGUGGGUGUUUAUACACACCGAUCGGCAGAUCUCAUUCAAUGUCUCACGGGAAAACACGCAAGAUCACGUGAGAUCUAUCAGUAAUAUCGCAAGAGCUUCUCCUCAGAUAGCUGCGGCGGAUCGGAUACAGUGGGCGCUAUAUGCUGGUGAUUGUGUUAGAAAUCCUCUGAAAGGUCGACUGUCUCAGUUCAGUUUGACCAGGACACAGCUCCAGACUGCUGAAAACAUGGAUGUGGUUUCAAUGACAGCACCCUUUUGUUCAGUCAUGCCUCUGAAAAUGCAUAGGCAUACAUAAUACUGCCUCUGGUGGAGACUUGAAGAACUGCAGUUUUUUGCAUUUCCAUUCUGGCUUAGUUUCUCAGCAUCAGAGGUUGCCAGUGGGUCUGGAGCUCCACAGUUUUCCAUGUUUUUUGUGCAGUUAUCUUCUUUUUGUGAUUUUUUGUUCCUCCUUCAUUUCUGUGUCCGGUUGACUGAGGAACAGCCGUGAAUUUCAAAUGAUGAAAACUCUUUGCAGAUUUCUCACAGGCAGGAGGUCCGUCCAUACUCCACAACCACUGACGCUACCAUGACUGAGCUCAGCUGAUGAACAGCCUCACAGGAUAGUAAAAAAAAUGGAGAAAGAGCCUUACACUUGCACAGAAACUUCACAUUGUGGUAUUAGUUACUCAAAACAAGUUUUUUACACAGGAGCAAAACUGAAACCCUUUUCUCUCUCAGGAAUCCCGAGCUUCUCAUUUUCAAAAUAAAAUCUGUCAUCUUUUACAAGAUUUCCUUAGACUAAAUAAGUCAGGAAUUACCUAAAGUAAGUUAGUGUUUUAUUUUAUUUUAUUCUAUUAGGCCAUUCUGAGCAAAGUCCUGGUCUACUUUUCCUCUCUCCUGGUCCAGAAGGUCAGGACACUUGACCUUUGUCCCUCUGACAUCUUAUAAUUUCAUAUUCUCAAUGUGAACUGAGAAAAACAGCUUUUAGGUUUUCUUUCACUGAACAAUCUUCAGACUGAGCGUAAACUCCAAACUCUGGUAACCUUCGGAGAGUCCACUCUCUCUCUCUCUGUGGGGUUUUCACUGAGGCUCCCUCUUUGCUGGUGUGAUGAAUGUAAGUGUGUUUGAAUGUUUACUGUCAGCCCUAGUUGAAUAAAUGUUAAAUAAAUAAA